AGCUGGCGCGGCUCGGCCCGGGGGUCUCAGGUACCUUUGCAGGCGGUGAGAGGACAGCUUGGCAUGGAAGGCCGAGCCCGGUCCCCCAGAGUUUGCGGACCACGCUGAAGGAUCCGGGUGCGCCCUGCCUCUAGCUGCACCCUAGCGGCAUACUCACGCCCUUCCCCGGCGGGCAGCAGGGCGCAGGCGGUUAGACAGCCUCGGUGGAGCCCGGUCCAAGGCUCCCUUUCUGAGGAUUCCCCUUCUCCCAGUGCUGGAAAACCAAAAGAAAAUGGCAUAACCAAUGUGUUCCCAACUCUUGGGACUCGGGACUUGCUGAUCAAGAAUAUGGCUGAGGCUCUCUCUCACCCAGUGGGGAAAGCUGAACCCUGCUCAGGGAGAUGUGUCUAAGAAGUGCAGGAAUCUGGUGUUGCUGGGGCUUCCGAAUUUCCAAACCUGAUGUGAUCUCUCAGUUGGAGCAUAGGGAAGAACUAGAGAGGGAUGCCUCAAAAGCGGCCAGUCCAGAGUGGGAAACAGUGCCAGAAAGCAAGAAGCUAACUCAAGAGAAGCAUUUUUCUGAAGAGGAAUCAUCCCCUGGAGUGUUACUGGAGAGUUCUCCAGAGGAAGGGUCCAGGGACUGUGAAGACUCUUUAGAAAGCCAGUGGGAAAACCAUGAAAAACACCCAAUAUGAGAGCUGGUCCCUCAGAAGAGACUUUCUGUGAAGAGAAGCCUCCAAUGUGAUGAAAUUAUGAGAAAUUUUAGUCAGUGGUCAUUACUUGUUCAACACCAAGGAGAGAGACUUCAUAAUUGUGGUUCGCUUAAGAACUUUAAAAAUUCAGCUAUGAUUAAACAGGGGAAAACUUGGGCAGGAAAGAAACCUUGGAAAUGUAACGAGUGUGAGAAAGCCUUCAGUUACUACUCAGCCUUCGUCUUGCAUCAGAGAAUUCACACAGGAGAAAAGCCCUAUGAAUGCCAUGAAUGUGGUAAAGCAUUUAGCCAGAGCAUACACCUUACUCUACACCAGAGAAGUCAUACUGGAGAGAAGCCCUAUGAGUGUCAUGAAUGUGGGAAGGCCUUCAGUCACCGCUCAGCCCUUAUUCGGCAUCACAUAAUUCACACUGGAGAGAAACCCUAUGAAUGCAAUGAAUGUGGGAAGGCCUUUAACCAGAGCUCAUACCUCACUCAACACCAGCGAAUUCACACUGGAGAGAAACCUUAUGAAUGUAAUGAAUGUGGGAAGGCCUUCAGUCAAAGCACGUUCCUAACCCAGCAUCAGGUCAUUCACACUGGAGAGAAACCUUACAAGUGUAACGAAUGUGGCAGAGCUUUCAGUGAUCGUUCAGGCCUUAUUCAGCACCAGAGAACUCAUACUGGAGAGAGGCCUUAUGAGUGUGGUGAAUGUGGGAAGGCCUUCGGCUACUGUUCAGCCUUGACUCAGCAUCAAAGAACUCACACUGGGGAGAAGCCCUACAAGUGCAGCGACUGCACCAAAGCCUUCAGUGACCGCUCAGCCCUUAUUCGUCAUCAGAGAACACACACUGGAGAGAAGCCUUACAAAUGCAAGGACUGUGGAAAAGCUUUCAGCCAGAGCUCAUCUCUUAUGAAACACCAGAAAACUCACACUGGAGAAAAACCCUAUAUGUGCAAAGAAUGUGGAAAAGCUUUUAGCCAGAGCUCAUCUCUUUCUCAACAUCAGAAAACUCAUGCUGGAGGGGAAAGCAAGGCAUAUGGACAAGCCUUCAGUGAGCAUUCAGUCUUUGGCCAACAAAAGAGAAUCCAUACUGGAUAAGUGUAUGACAUUCAAAGUGAAUUUUUUGUUGAGCAUUUACCAUAUGUUAUGAGGGCUACAAAGAAAUUUAAGAUGAUUAUCUUAUAAGUUAUUGAGGCACCUGCUGAUGUGGGACAUAACUCAUUUAGGCUAUGAAAGGUUUUAAAUUUUUUAAAAGUUAUUCUUUUUUAAUAAUUUAUUUGUAGUUUAUGUACAUUGGUGUUUUGCCCACAUGUAGGUCUGUGUGAGGGCAUCGGAUCCCCUGGAACAGGAGUUACAGACAGUGGUAAGCUGCCAUGUAAGUUGGGGGUUAGACCUGGGUCCUUUGGAAAAGCAGCUGGUGCUCUUAACUGCUGAGUCAUCCCUCCAGCCCCAAGGUUUACAUUUUUAAAAUAAUUCCUGGAUGGAAGACAUCAAAAGGAAAUUCUCUUCUAAUGUCCUAAUGCAUGUGUGCGUUGCCACAUGCUUGAGAGUAGGAUACAGCAUUGUGGAAAGAAGACAUCUUACUCGUGCUAGAUAGUCUCUGAACACUGAGGAAAUAAGUUCUAAGGAAACACGUGGGCAUUUUAGCAACAGAAAUAAAAGACUGAGAAGUCACAAUGAGCGUGCCUAGGAUCCGGAAUGGUAGAACCGUUGUCCUUCAGCCUAAAGCACACGAACACGGAAGAAGUAGAUGGAAAGGUCAGGGGAAAGAGUUAAGGGGUGAUGGGUGCAGUAACUUAGUGUUGACAGUCAGAAAAAUAUAGUAGACUUGACGGCUGCUCUGUUCAAAGCUCACGUGAGGGCAGCUUCCCCCUAAAGCUGAGGAAUAUUGGCAUGGAGGCCUGCUUCUGUGCUUUUUGUCUUUCUGUCUAGCUUUUAAGAUGUAUACUUGGAAUCAUUCAAUCCCAUGGCUGAAAACUUACAGCUUAGUUAGUUUACAAAAGAGACCUUUGAUAUGUUCAGUGUGUUUUAAACUAUCUGAGUUACCUGAGAAUAUUUAUUUAUAAAGAUUUACCUCAAUUAUAAGUAGCUUGUACCUUGCAUUUUUUUUAAUGCCAUAGAAAAUGUAAUUGUAGAUUUGCACUGACAUUGCAUUGACUGUGAGAGCCUUGAGAAGACUGAUAUGCUUGCCUUUCUCCAUUAUACUCUUGGACUAGUGGCAGGUGACUUUGAACAUGCACAUUUUUAAUUGAAAAGGUGAAGGUUAGUAUUGGAAACAUCACUUGAAAGUGGCUAUUUUACUUUCGGGUUUCCUUGUGCUAUGUCUCAGUGUGGAUUACUGUUUUGUAGUUGUUGGGCUGCUUCAAUCCAUAGGUUUAGAAACUUUACCAAACAUGGAGAUUUUUCAGCCUGGUGCAAUUUCUUCAGAAUAACAUUUUUUAGCCCACUACCCUACCUGGUCUCCAUUUCUGGAUUUGGAUGGCAGAGCCGUUAGCUCUGGUUGUAGUCUCACAAGUUUCUGAGACUGUUCAUUUUUUUAAAUUCAUUUUUUCUAUUAGUCUCCUUGAUCUGCUGAAACAAAAUCUCAUAGAUUAGGUAGUCCAAGGACGGUGUCUCCCAGAGUUCUGGAGUGUGAAGAGUCUAAGAUUAGGAUGCCAUCUGACUCCAUUUCCUGCCAGACUUCUGACUCACAGGCAGUUGUCUUUCCUUUUUGGUUUUAUAAGGAUCUUAUGUUGCAUGUAGUCCAGGCUGGCUUCAGAUUCUCUGUGUAGCUAAAGAUGGUCCCCAUCCUCCUGCAUCCCCUCCCCACAUGCUGGUAUUAUAGGCCUGCACCAUCUUGUCUUCUUGAUGAAUUCUGACUUUCUCUCUCUCGGUUUGUUUUUGUUUUUUGAGACAGGGUUUCUCUGUGUAACUCUGAC
Peromyscus leucopus (white-footed mouse) is the source of this 3589-nucleotide messenger RNA. RefSeq names its product zinc finger protein 135-like. The transcript is spliced from 5 exons. The coding region runs from base 729 to 1769 and encodes 346 amino acids. The record is from RefSeq and is a predicted model, not a curated record. NCBI's taxonomy places the organism in Eukaryota, Metazoa, Chordata, Mammalia, Rodentia, Cricetidae.